Messenger RNA from Haliotis rufescens (red abalone), 3630 nucleotides. RefSeq names its product follistatin-related protein 1-like. Bases 292 to 1311 code for a protein of 339 amino acids. Gene Ontology annotation, biological process: cell differentiation; regulation of BMP signaling pathway; multicellular organism development. NCBI's taxonomy places the organism in Eukaryota, Metazoa, Mollusca, Gastropoda, Lepetellida, Haliotidae. Gene Ontology annotation, molecular function: calcium ion binding; protein binding. The transcript is spliced from 11 exons. The record is from RefSeq and is a predicted model, not a curated record.
UACCUUUAAACAAUAUCCAUUAAACUUUUAUACAAACUGUCGAAUCUUACUAGUAACUGACUAAAACACACAUCAACAUAUCAAACCGACUUUAGCAGUCAGGAACACUCUGACAUCGCAAGUGAAACUUUAUACCAAACAAGGGUGGAGUACGUAACAGCCGUCUAGAAAGUUGUGUCGGCCGCUGAAACUAACAGUAGCCGAGUCACUGAUUGAUUACCCUGUGCACGCUGCAUAUUGUGGAUAAGUCAGAACUGCACCGCUCAGGACGUCUGUUGGAUCUAUUUCACGAUGAGGGACUGUUUGGUGUUCAUGCUUGUGGUGCUGGUGCUGGCCCUUAGUAUUCAGUCAUCGGAAGCAGAAAAGAAAACAGGUGGCCAGAAAAGUCGCAAAUGUGGCACAAAACGGUGUCGAGCAGGACAGCAGUGUUCCACACAGCCUGACGGACAGAAAACUUGCAUUUGCCGCAAAGUUUGUAGUCAGAAAAAAUUUCUUAUGUGCGGAAGUGAUGGCCGCACUUACUACAACAAGUGUGAACUGCACAGAAUCGCCUGUGUUGAAGGACGCAAACUUAAAAUUAAGCACAAAGGAGCUUGUCCAAGUAAUAACGACGUUCCUGUGAACGAUGUUGAGAAGAAGUCCGGGAAACAGAAUCUCCCCCUGGUGUGCUACCAGGUGGAGAGAGAUGAACUGCGGCAGCUGCUCGUGGACUGGAUCAAGCGAAGAGUGGUGACCGAAGGUAGAACAUACAAGGCCACGGUGAACCAGAUGUUCCUAGAGUGUGACCAGGACAAGAACAGCGUUCUGGAUGCUGAUGAGAUGCUCCAGUGUAUGGAGAAGGAGGGGACAGACGUCAAGGACACUGACGCACACAUUCUCAGAGGUCUAUGUAUUGAUGCCCUGAUCAGCACUGCAUCCGUCAAACACAACUGGGUCCUGACUAAACCAGAGCUGCAGCACCUGCUAGAGCCAAACUUUGUAGCCCCCUCAAAAGAAUGUCAGCUGGAGGACAAGAAGUACAGGGAUGGAGCUGAGACCCAGGUCGACUGUAAUGUGUGCGUGUGUGCAUGCGGAGACUGGGUGUGUACAGGGGCGCCGUGUGGGAAGGACAAGAGAAACCAAGGGGUUCCAGGGCCAGUGCACAGUGGCCGUCUGCCCACACAGGAGCAGAGGGAGAGAUUUCUGCGAGGGUUCAAGGCUGCCAAGGAGGUGUACGUCCGCGCUGUGCAGGAUCAGGUAGCCAACAAGCAACACUCACGGGACAUCGCCCAGCAGCUGGACGGCUUGAACAAGAAGGACACUCCACACUAGGGGCUGGAUGAACCGCUGACAAUCUGGCCACAAUCCGGAUGCCGGAUAUUACGACAUCAGCAAUUUCCAUCUGAAACCAGAGGCUGAACAUACCACCAAUAUUUACCAGGUUAAUCACAGUUACUCGUUGAUAUAAGUUAUAACAACAUGUACCUCGGAAUCAUUACGAUUCUGUACUAGGUCAACUUUCACUCAUCUCCAGCAUGUACAUGUUUCAGUGGUUUGUAUAUUUGGAUGUUUAUGCUGAUGACUUGUUCUUCGAUGUUGUUUAAUUAUCAUUGUUAACUGUUGUUUACUGUCCAUUUGGUAUGUGAAAUGUGACACUUUAUUCAUCUUAUUUCAUGAUGACCUUGUUUAAAGUUACAAAAGCUAUAAAUCUGUGUUACAUAUUUGUGACAAGCCCACAAUAUUAACGGGAAGGAAUAGUUUGAAUUUGAAUUUUGCAUUCCAUUAUAAACUUUAAAUCUUGCAAAUAUAAAAUACAUACAUGAUUGAUCUCUGUAGGUUUCUGAGUCCCGUGACGGGUGUCAAACCAUGGACCUUCUUAUCCAUGGUGGGAUGCUUUGUGCGCAUGACCAAAGAUGUUUACUUAUCAGCUAGUCUGUCUCCCAGACCCUAGAGAAUAAAUAUAAAAAGUCCAACUCAUGUCCAGAAUGAUUUGGCAAGUCUAGAAAUCAAGGAUUGUUUGGGCUCCAUGUGGAUUUUAUUUUUUAAGAUGUCAUCCGUGUGAUGACUCCAUGCCUGCUGCAUACAUAAUGAUUUAAAGUUUUAAGUUUAUCUCUGAAUGUUUCUCACUUUCUAGAGAUCACAGACACUGCUUAUUAUUCUUAUUCGUCUGUUAACAUGGUUAACAGAUCGUUAGGCAGGUAAUUUCAACUGUAGGUCAGUGCACAAUUACUGCACAACUGCAAAUAAUCAUUUGUUAUUACAGGAAGUUGUCAUAUGAAAAAAGGAAUUCCAGAAUGCAUGUUUGUGUCAUGUGAUACUUAAGGUCUGGAAGCCUUAGGUAUAGUGCUUGAUGACAACCUCUUAAUUAAUACACAGGGUAGUUAUUCUGCUAAAUAUCAGGUGCCUAUAUCAUAUAUAUUGGCCCAUGACAAUAGAUGUUUUAUAUCCUGCAUGUGUAAUGUGUAUAUUCAUGUGGUGCAUAUAUAUGUGUACCAUCUUAUUUAUUCUUCAAUUUUACAAGUAUUCUAUUCAGAUCUGAUUCUAUGUAGUUUUAUUUACUACCCAAACACUUACAAAAUUGUAAAUAAAUAGUUUUUACUAUUUUGCUUAAUUCUGUUGUCAAGUUCAUGUGUUCAGGGAUAGGAAUUUUCUAUGCUCAGACAUCAUUGAUUACUUGUUUGUCAGAAUUACUGGGGUAGGUUAGUUGUUAAAGGGUUCACUUGUCAUGCGGCAAACCCGGGUUCGAUGCCCCACAUGGGUACAAUGUGUGAAACCCAUUCUGGUGUCCCUUGAUGUAAUAUUGCUGGAAUAUUGCUAAAAACGGCGUAAAACUAUGCUCACUCACUCACUCACUCACUCACUCACUCACUCAGAACUACUGUCAGGACUGAAGACUCGGGGGCAGAAACAAAAUGGCAGUAAGAGUGCAGUUUGUGUUUCUGCUGGCUCGAGGUGGCCUACUUCUUAUUAUAUGAAUUCAUAUUUCAUAUUUCACAUCUUAUUCAUAUUUAUUAACUUGGUUCACGGAUUGCAGAAAUAUGGAAAUUAGUAUUUCAAAAAUUGUUUUAUUUUCUGCCAAUUCUGCCGAUUUCUUAAAGGAAAAAGUGAACAUAAACAUGAUUUUCAAAAAUGAGACAUUACUUUCACAAAGGUUUGAAUUAAUUGAAAACAGUAAGUUUUCUUCCUGUUGAAUUUCAGUAAUGUAAAACCCUCUAGAUUUGAUAAAAAUGGUUAGAACUUUACUGUUGUUCAUACAAAAUAACCAACCAAGCAGCAUCUUUUUUGUUUUAGAUGAUUUUAUGAGAGAUAAACUGCAAUGUUUUUGCAAGUUUAUUUUAUUCUCAUUUUGACCAGUAUUCCCACAAGUUACAUUUUACUUUUGCAAGAUUUGUAAGCCGAUUGAUCAAACAAAAAGUUGGCAAAAAUAUUGCAAAAAUGGCCCCCAGAAUAUUCUGAACAAGUAAUUGAGAUAGCUUGGGUUGAAACAACUUUAAAACACAUGUGAAUGUAGCAGUUCUGUUUGUCGAGAUAUUUGUUUUAAUUUGGUUACAUUUUAACAAAAUGCAUGUGUUCUUAUAGUCAUAUUUAAUUCCAUUGUAUGCUAAAGCUUGAUGUAUUUACAAUUUUUCCAAAUAAAAGUAGUUGAUAAAA